AUGCGUUUCCCUCUAGCCCUUCAACGCCUGCACCAACCCCGAGCGGCGCGUCGAGUGGCGGAACCUGAGCACGUCUUCCGCGCGCAGUAUGUCGAGUCCGUGCUGUGCUUGAAGUCCAAGCCUUCUGAGCUGGGCCUCAACACCACGCGCUACGACAACUUUCCCUACGUCCAUAACCGCCUCAACCAUAUCAGCGAGCAUGUCCCCUUUUCCCGGCCUCCUCACUUUUGUUCUUUACUGAACCGAUCACGGGUAGUCCACGCGGUUGCCAUGUUCCUUCCCUGGCACAGGAACUUUGUGGCUCUCUACGAAGAGGCGCUUAGGGACUGCGGGUAUACCGGCCCGAUGGUCUACUGGGACUGGUCGCUCGAAGCAGACACCGGCCUAGGCGGCAACGGGAACAGAGCCGAGGGAGGCAGCGACAGGAAGUGCGUCGCGGAUGGUCCCUUCAAGGACCUGCGGCCUGCGUACUAUGGGGACGACUACGCGCCGCACUGCCUCUCCCGGAACUGGAACAACGGCACCGACAGGCCGGGCGACAUGAUUGCGUCCACCUACACCCCGGACGCCGUCGGCGAGGUCAUGGCGUCGCAGUCCUACCAGGACUUCCGGUACAGCCUGGAGGGCGGACCGCACAGGGCCAUCCAUGCUGCGGUGGGCGGUGACAUGUCGCCGGCCACAUCCCCCAACGACCCGCUCUUCUUCCUCCACCACACGCAGGUCGACCGGCUCUGGUGGCUCUGGCAGCAGCAGGACCCGGCGGCGCGCACCACGGCGUUUGGCGGGCCCCGGACGCAGGACGAGGACUCGCUCGAGGCGACGCUGGAGGAUGUCAUGCCCUUCCUGGGUCUCGCCGAGGAUGUCCAGGUAUCCGAGCUGAUGACAACGCAGAGCGGGCGGUUGUGCUAUGUCUAUUAG
This is a messenger RNA of Chaetomium strumarium, 918 nucleotides long. RefSeq lists its product as uncharacterized. NCBI's taxonomy places the organism in Eukaryota, Fungi, Ascomycota, Sordariomycetes, Sordariales, Chaetomiaceae. The transcript is spliced from 5 exons. Gene Ontology annotation, molecular function: oxidoreductase activity. The record is from RefSeq and is a predicted model, not a curated record. Bases 1 to 918 code for a protein of 305 amino acids.